This is a messenger RNA of Branchiostoma belcheri (Belcher's lancelet), 2002 nucleotides long. RefSeq names its product protein IMPACT-like. Bases 191 to 1117 code for a protein of 308 amino acids. Gene Ontology annotation, biological process: regulation of translational initiation. Lineage: Eukaryota; Metazoa; Chordata; Leptocardii; Amphioxiformes; Branchiostomatidae. The record is from RefSeq and is a predicted model, not a curated record. Gene Ontology annotation, cellular component: cytoplasm. The transcript has 11 exons. Gene Ontology annotation, molecular function: protein binding.
CCCCAGAGGGAUGACGGGAAAAAAGAAAAUGGCGGUCGGUAGACAUUUUGGCGUCUGCUAGCACGGACUUCUCCUAAAGAUCUCCGUCAAGAAACGAUCUGGCUUGACCGAUUUGGCCGUUUACACUGUCAACAGCUGGGCUACAAACUCAUGCACCCUUCAGAUACCUCAGGCUUCAUACUGGCAGGAGAUGGAAGCAGAAUCGGACGACAAUUUGGCAUCACAGGUGGAGGAGAUAGAGGCUCUGUCAGCCAUCUAUGGAGAUGAGUGGUGUGUUGUGGAUGAGAUGUCCCGGGUGUACUGUAUACAGGUCACAGAUGGGGAGGAGAAACACCAGUGGGCACUAUGUCUACAGGUUAUUUUACCCACUGAUUACCCACGUUUGUCACCUCCUAUCUAUGAGCUGAACGCACCGUGGUUGAAAGGACAAGAACGAAUUGAACUGUCUAGAAGUCUGGAUGAAGUUUACUUACAGAACAUUGGGGAGCCCGUUCUUUUCCUCUGGGUGGAGAGGGUCAGAGAAUUUCUGAUGGAGAAAGGAGAAAGGGACCUGACAGGUCCAUCAAGCAGUGCCAAAGAAAGCUGUGAGCAAGACGAUGUUGAAGGAACAGUCACAGUUGUGAUGUCUCCUGCUUCCUCAGAUACGGGUAGUGAUCUUUCACCUGUUCAAGAUGAAGAACUCCCACCCAUCCACCACGGGGAGCCAAUCACAGACAAGAGGAGCACCUUCCAGGCACACCUGGCACCUGUAGUGUCUGUCAGGCAGGUAAAACAGGUACAGGGGAAACUGAUGGAGAACAAGAAGAUUGCCAAUGCCACAAACAACAUUCUGGCCUACAGAAUCUAUUGUGAAGACAGGAAUUCUUUUCUCCAAGAUUGUGAUGAUGACGGAGAGACUGCAGCAGGGGGCCGUAUGCUGCACAUAAUGGAGCUCCUGGAUGUGAGGAAUGUGCUGGUGAUUGUGUCCAGGUGGUACGGAGGAAUCCUCCUCGGACCAGACAGGUUCAAACACAUCAACAACUGCACCCGCAACAUCCUGGACACCUGCGGCUACCUGGAAGCAAAGGAUGACAGUGCCUCAAAGGGAAAAAAGACAAAGUCAAAGAAGAGUAAAUGACAGGAUUUAAACAACUUGAGUGCCAUUAUAAAGAAUAAUUUUCUGAAACAUCUGAAAUUGCAUCUUGUUGCAGGGAUAAAGGAAGUUCCUAAAAUCUUGGGGACAGAAUUGAUGAAAAAAAGUCAUACAGCUUUUAUGCGAAGAAAGGAAUAUUGUAAAUGUGGAAUAAUUUUCAUACUUGUCUUACAUGUUUCAUGAGGUGGAUGAUACCAACAGUGCCUGUAUACCUUUAUUAUUAGAUAGAAUGAACCAGUCAUAUGGCAAUUUCACUUUAUGUCUUAUUCUGUCUUGUUCCUAGAGACAGAAAAGGUAUCGUAAAUGGACGAGUGCAAUUUCAUAUGAAGCAUUAUUAACAAUAUGUAUGAUGCUAAUAAUAUUUAUAGUAUCAGAAGACAAUACAUCAAUGUAAUUUUUUACAGUAAAUUUCUAGGAAAUGAAAUAAAAUACUGCCAAAUGAUAAAUAAUAAUAUCACCUUACUUUGCAUUAUUAUGGCAAGAACAGGUUGUGUACACACAGUAAGGCUGAUAUACAGAGCAACAAACACCAUCAUUUCAAACAGUGUGCUAACCAUUCAUAACAUUUACAAGAGAACAAGUUUCACAGCAUCAUAUCAUCUAAUAUCCUUCAUACAUCUAUCAUACAUGUAGCUCAGUAGAAGUUAAAACUUAAUUACAUGUAAGUCUAUGAAUAAAUACAAUAUCCAUACAUUUAACACACAGAUCAAAGUUCACCAUUAGAUAACACCAAAGUCAAUGUUGUAAAGCAUAUGAUGACCAAGAUCCAGUAAGAUUUAAGUACAUAAUGUUACAUGUAUCAGGUGAAUGCAACACCUAACACUGCAAUGUAGAAAGGUAACAUUUGCAAAGCAAAUGCAUAAUGUUUCC